Messenger RNA from Bradysia coprophila, 1347 nucleotides. RefSeq names its product putative odorant receptor 92a. Lineage: Eukaryota; Metazoa; Arthropoda; Insecta; Diptera; Sciaridae. Gene Ontology annotation, biological process: detection of chemical stimulus involved in sensory perception of smell; sensory perception of smell. Gene Ontology annotation, cellular component: plasma membrane. Gene Ontology annotation, molecular function: odorant binding; olfactory receptor activity. The record is from RefSeq and is a predicted model, not a curated record.
UUAAAGUGGAAAAGUCCAAGAAAGAACCAGAUACAAUGGAAAAGAAACACAGUAUCCAAGUGCCUGAAAUCGUUCGCCGUUUUACUAAAAUCUAUCAAAUUGUGGGACUAUGGAAGAAUGGAGGCGAAAACGUUUCAUUGCAACAGAAAUUCUACUUUACAUUCUUCAAUGUAUUCAAUUCGACUUCGUUCAUUGGAAUGUGGACGAUUGACGACAUUGAUAACACUGUUUUUCUGGCAGUGUUGUUCCUCAUUCUGGCAAUACAAACGUAUCGACUGUACUUUGUCAUGUGGAAGCAAAAUCCCAUUCUUGAUUUCUUGCAUAAAAUCAGCGUUAACAGUACCGACAAUUAUCAAGCCUUUUCCAAUGCGAACUAUAAAAUCAAAUAUCUGUUCACCCUUGCUAUAUUGGUCCUUAUCCUUUCGUACACCCUAUGCGUUGGUGUUGUAUGUUUGCCAUUGAUCAAGAUGCAGUUACUUUUCGACAUCGCUUUUCCGUGGGACUACAAAACCAAUAUCGUUGCAUUUUGGAUGGCCUAUGCAACUGUUGCCGGCGGAUAUAUUUUGUCCAUAACUUUAGUUAUGUUCACCACAACAGUGUGGUACAUGAUGCUGAUCUUUGUGAUUAAAUAUGAUUGGCUGGCGAAUGAUUUUCGAAGUUUGGGAGUAGCGCGAGUAGCGAGACAAGAAAAAUCUGUGAAGAAUGUAACGGACGAUCGAGCGAAAAAGAAUUCGCUUACGAAAGAUUUGACCAGGUUUGAAGGAGAAGAAAGUUCUUACGUUAAAAAUUUGGUUGAAGCAAUCAAAAGACUAGAGACCAUCAAUGAACAACUCGAAGAAUUUGAAUCGACAUUUUCCACCCUGUUCCUACUGCAAAUCGUCACAAGUAGCAUUUGUAUCUGUGGAACCACAUUCGUUUUGGCCUUCAUGUCCCAUGACAACGUCUUUCAAUAUGUAUUUUACACCAUAGAGAUCAUCUAUUGUUUCGCCGAUAUUUUUGCGGUUUUGUACUUGGCAAACGAAAUAAUGUUAUCUUCGGACAGGCUGUCCUACUCUCUGUUUGAGUCAAAUUGGAUUACUCAGACGCAAUACUGCAAAAAGUAUAUCAUCAUUGUGGUGGAAUAUCUGAAGAAGCCCAAACAGUUUAUAGUUGGCAAAUUGUUUGCGUUGAAUUUAGAAACGUUUACCUUGAUUGUGAAACGUUCCUUCAGCAUGUUUAAUAUCCUAAGAAAUUUUAAACAGUAAUUUGUCGAGCAUGGAAUGUUACCAAAUGGAUAAAAGCAAGGCGCUAAUGGCUCUAGUUGGAAUUUUGUUUCUUCCGUCUGGAAUUCACCGAACUCACUUCUUC